UCACUCUCCUUUGCACCGUCUCGUUUCGUGAGCGCGGGCCUUGCAAGUCGCCUUUUCGCCGUCCUCGCCAUCCCCGGCGAACAGUACCAGUACGAAUCGGGCCUAACGACUGCCCGUUCUUCUCGAUCAAUCUCUACAUAUCAAUUCUCCUUCCCAUUCCGUCUUGGGUACGGUUGCCCAAAUAGCGAGACCUCGUGGACCAGGAGUCGCAUAUCCAUCGACCACCAUCAGCGAUGCGAUAUUCGACAGUGACUGCGGCCAUAUGCGCAACAGCGAUGGGGUCGCUGCCCAUAAUGGUAUCAGCAAGUCAGCCCCAGUUCAUGGAGCAGGGCUUUCUGUUUGAUUGGAACCCUGCCGGUACGACAGUACCAAUUCCAGUCACCGAACAGUGCGAGACGAUAACCAUCAACUGGAGUAGGAGUACCGCGACGGGACCAAAUCCCACAGCACCGUAUUACCUCCAGAUAUUCACAUCAACAUUCAUCGUCCCAUUCAUCGUCGCUGCUGGUUCUGGGCAGAGUUUUGACUUCGAUGUCCCCUUCGUGCCCAACACACAGUACCAAAUAUGCAUGUUCGACUCGUUCGGCGUGACAGGCGGCUGUCAAGCAAUCUACACCGUCAUCCCCAACUCAAACUCCUCGAGUCCGUCAUGUAACAAUGUCACCUUCCCGGCUGGUGCCAUGAACGUGGAUGGGGAGGUUUUCAACGGCGCACUUUCUCAGUAUGGCUGGGUACCACAAUGUACAGAUAUUUCUGUUACGCCGAAAAAUGGCACACCGCCAUACACUUUCGAGAUCGCUCCAAGCAGUCACCCACCAUUGAACAUCACUUCGGACACCGCGGAUACUAUGAACUGGACUGUAUCUCUGUCAUACGGAAGUUCAUUCUUCCUCACGGUCGGCGAUUCGGAAGGAAAUCGAUGGUCCCAAGGCCCAAUACACAGUGGUGCAAACUCGGAUACCGCCUGUCUAGACCUUUCUCGCAGCGACACCGCCAUGGUCACUCGCUCCACCGCCAUUGGUGCUGGUGUCGGAGGCGCAUUCGGUGGUCUCCUUUUAGGCACUCUCCUCGCUUUCGCCUUCUUUGUUUACCGACACCAUCGAUCGGGCGGCCAAGGCAUGAACCCCUUCAGUACGAAGUUCACAUCCAUCCCGCGGUUCUCCAUGUCGGAAGAGGGGCAGCCACAGUAUGAUGAGCUGGGGCACGUUGUCACUGGCGGGACCGUCUCGCAUCCUGGUCGGUCGCCAACUUCGGCGUUCUCAAGACAGCCGUCGGACACACCAUAUACUGUCGAGCCGUUCGUGCUUCCUGGACCAUCUCCUAACGAGUCUAGCAGUGGACCGGACACGCAGACGAGUGCGCACGACGUGGGGUCGUCGACGACGAGCCGUCCAAAUACGGCUCCUCGGACGGCGUUCGGCAGCACGAAUGGACAGAGUGGAAGCUCGGGACCACGGACGCUCUCAAGCGACAGUACCAACGAUCUUCCUUCUUCUCCUUCGGGCGACCGAAGAGACGGCAGCAAUUCCUCUGCACCCCCACAAGCAGGGAGAGGAAAUUCGCACGUUUAUGUUGUGCAUCAUGAUGGAGGGAGGGCACCGGUGACGGUGUAUACGGAGGAUGGUGCAGAGGUGGUGGAGCUGCCGCCGAGAUAUAUGGAUGAUAUGCGGGAGGGGACGCAGCCGCGAGGGAGGGACAGUAGUGGCGGCGGCGGCGGCGGCGGCGGCGGUGGUGGUGGUGUAAACCCGGUGGACAGGACGAGGCAGCCUGGGUCGGUGCCGAGAAAACCCAGAGGCGCGAGGACGGGAUCUGGGACGGGAUCCGGAUCGAGGUCGUGAUUGAACUGGACUGACUGACAGUGAUUCAGACGACGGUUACCAAGAUCCUUAUUCGUUCUUACUGUGGUUCCAGAGCUUUGCUUGCUGGACUGUCGGCACGGUGCUCUUUUUCGUUAGGUUUUUAUUUCUCUCGAUUUCAUUUAUGCCACACCUUUCAUGUUUGUGACGAUAGCUCUCGGGGUCGAUAGUAUACUGUAACUAAUAUUUGUGCAGUUGCUAUGUGCUUUUCGUUCUUUUGUCUCUCUGGUUUCAACCUCUGAUGUUAUUGCUUAUAUUUUCCCAGUCUUUACCCCACAGCUAUGUAUACCUUUACUGACGAUCUAUCCACCCUUUCUUGAUUUACUACUCACCCUAUCCACAGCCUCCUGCCGUUACCUUCAUUUUCAAGCAUGUCCCUUUGUUCAUGCUAUUCGUCCUUCGUUGACCUUUUUUUGUUUGCUUUCUUGGUUAUUUGGCUGACAGCCAUCUCUGUAGAGUACUUACAUCUAUUCGCCGUCAAUGGUGUUCGCCUUGACUGGUACUGCCAUAUCGUCGCGACUCGACCCCCCUGCCUACUUUCUGCUGCCUGUCGUAUUUUGCGUUCUGUUCAGUCAAUUUGUCUGCAUAACUGUAUCACAGAGGCAGUAUCAUCU
This is a messenger RNA of Stereum hirsutum FP-91666 SS1, 2470 nucleotides long. RefSeq lists its product as uncharacterized. Bases 294 to 1838 code for a protein of 514 amino acids. Lineage: Eukaryota; Fungi; Basidiomycota; Agaricomycetes; Russulales; Stereaceae. The transcript has 12 exons. The record is from RefSeq and is a predicted model, not a curated record.